Molecule: messenger RNA, 474 nt
Organism: Drosophila takahashii
Lineage: Eukaryota; Metazoa; Arthropoda; Insecta; Diptera; Drosophilidae
Source: RefSeq, a predicted model, not a curated record
AUGAAGUCCACACGAGUUCUGCUGACUUUCCAAUUGCUGGCUUCUUUGAUGGCCGCAAUUUUGGGCUGUCAGACCUGUCAACAGUCCUCUCAGAAGGCCUGUCAGCCCUUUGUAGGCCUAAACAAGUGCUUCGAUUGUGGCUGCAAAGAGCCCAAACUGCCGCCCCGGGAUAACACCUGUUGUGGUCCCCACUGCGUCUACACGGGUCCAAGUUCUGCUCCAGUUGGUCGUUGCAAUUGCACCGCCCAAAGUCGAUGCCUCCUGGACACACAUUGUGGCGCCGGAAUGCCCUUCACCUUUGUCUGUCUAUCCGGUUGCGAUCUGAACAAGCUAAAUGCCGACAGGCAAAAAACCGGCCAUGCUCGUCUUCUUUCCUUCCCGUGGGACAAGAAAAAGUGCCUGGGCAUGAACACCAUGUGCGGCAUCAAUUGCUGCUGCCGAGAGAAUUGUCCUAGACGGUUUUGUAAAUUUUAA